UACUGUGUAACCACGGCAACUCCUCCCUCAAAAUGCAACAUCACCAAAGCCCCCUCUGCUUGAACCAAGCAGGAAAGGAUACGCUGUCCGCCGCUUACCUGGCUUUAUUAAUAAAUCAACCGGUUCACGUGAUUAGCCCAACCCAGCACAAUAUUCUGCUACAUUAACUGAGUAUUUUCGACCGGGUGAUUUUUUUUCUCCUCUCAUCCGAGACGGGAGGGAUGCUGCUGCUGCUGCUGCUGCUGCUGUGAGGGAGAGAGGUGAGCGCAGUUGGAAAAGCAUCCCCCCCCCGCCCCUUCAAAGCUCCUCCUCUGUCGUCGGAGAGCAGAGACCGGUCACAUUUUGCUCAAUGAGAGCAAGAGGGCACAGGAGAGGAUUUCCUAAUUUCACCCGUCUGCCGGGCCGUGCGGCUGUUUUCUCGCCUCUGUCAAAGCAGAGGCUAAUAUGAAGACACCAUUUGGCAAACCAGACCCUGGAAAGCACCUACAAUCUUUUCAACUAAUUUGAAACUGAAGACAACACUAUGCAUUGUCUCCGGUAAAAACCUACUCUCCACUCUCCCCUCUCCCUACCUAGCCUUUGCGAGCGAGGACACCACAAGUUGCACAGACAUGGGUUCAGAUCAGCCCUGCAUGGAUUCAAGAGAGCGAAGGCCUACAUUGGGUGCUGCCUGUAAGCGGCAGGGCCACCGGUGUAUACGGAAAAAGCUGAGGCCAGUGCGAAUCUUAGGGCUUGUCUUCAGCCUGGUGGCCUUAAGUGCCGUCUCCUUCAGUGCCUUGACCUGGAGCUCAGGGGGUCUCAGUGAGCCAGUGCUCCCCCAGGAGAGUCUCCACCAGUCGGCCCCACACAGGACUCUGCUUUUCACCCAACACCAGAGGGACCCUAAUGUGUCAGCCGACAUGCCAAUAGCCAUGAAAUCUUCAGCAGAUAGCAACGAGAGCCAGGGGGAGUACCCGCCAGACAUUUUCACCCUUGAGGAGAGGCGCCAAGGGGCAGUAGUCCUCCACAUGUUUGGCAUGAUCUACAUGUUCAUCGCCUUAGCCAUAGUGUGUGAUGAGUUCUUCGUCCCAGCACUGACAGUCAUCACGGAGAAGCUGACCAUUUCAGAUGACGUGGCAGGUGCCACCUUCAUGGCGGCAGGCGGCUCAGCACCGGAGCUUUUCACCUCCAUCAUCGGCGUCUUCAUCUCACACAGCAACGUGGGCAUCGGGACCAUCGUAGGCUCGGCCGUCUUCAACAUCCUCUUCGUUAUUGGGAUGUGCGCCAUCUUCUCCAAGGAGAUCCUCAACCUGACAUGGUGGCCACUCUUCCGUGACGUCUCCUUCUACAUCCUGGAUCUGAUCUUGCUCAUCAUCUUCUUCCUGGAUAACAUCAUCUCCAUGUGGGAAAGUGUCACACUGCUCUCAGGCUACGCCGCCUACGUGAUCUUCAUGAAGUUCAACAGCAAAGUUGAGGGCUUCGUCAAAGGUUGCUUGACCAAGAACCAAGUGGUAGAAGUGGAAGUACAGCCCAAGGAUGAGAAGGCAAGUCCUGUGGCGCCAGAGGAUGACGGCAAGUUGUCGGCCAGGCCUCGACUUCAGAGGGGGGGUAGUUCCGCCUCCCUGCACAACAGCUUGAUGAGGAACAGCAUUUUCCAGCUGAUGAUUCACACGUUGGACCCUUUAAGUGAAGAAUUUGCUGACUCUGAGCUUGGGACUUAUGGGAAACUAAAAUAUUAUCACUCAAUGACUGAGGAAGGUAAAUUUCGAGAAAAGGCAUCCAUCCUUCACAAGAUCGCUAAAAAGAAAUGCCAAGUGGAGGACAGUGAGAAGGCCAAUGGAGUAGCAAGCCGUUCAGAUAAGAACCUUCCAAACAGCUCCAGCGUGGAAGUGGAAGUGACGCCACCCAUGAAUGGAACGGCAGGGCAAGAGGGGGAAACGGCUGAGGAUGAGGAGGAGGAGGACCAGCCUCUGAGCCUUUCCUGGCCUGAGUCCAACCGCAAGCGCCUCACCUACCUCUUAAUCAUGCCUAUCGUCCUCCCCCUGUGGCUAACGCUGCCUGACGUCAGGAAACCGUCAUCACAGAAGUUCUUCCCCGUCACCUUCCUGGGUGCCAUCGGCUGGAUUGCAGCCUUCUCCUACCUAAUGGUGUGGUGGGCUCACCAGGUUGGAGAGACCAUUGGGAUUACAGAGGAGAUUAUGGGCCUGACUAUAUUAGCAGCUGGAACCUCCAUCCCUGACCUCAUCACCAGUGUUAUUGUGGCACGCAAGGGGCUGGGUGAUAUGGCUGUAUCCAGCUCCGUAGGCUCCAACAUCUUCGACAUUACUGUUGGGCUGCCGUUCCCCUGGCUCAUGUGGUCCUUUAUCAACGGCAUGAAACCGGUGCAAGUCAGCUCCAACGGCCUCUUCUGUGCCAUUGUGCUCCUCUUCCUCAUGCUCCUCUUCGUCAUCAUCUCCAUCGCCGCCUGCAAGUGGCGCAUGAGCAAGCUGCUCGGCUUCAUCAUGUUCCUGCUGUAUUUCGUCUUCCUGGUGGUCAGCGUCAUGCUGGAGGACAGGGUCAUUUCCUGUCCGGUGUCAGUCUGAGGACCUUCGAGGACCUACUUCCUCUCCCUCGUCACUACCACAACCACCACCAAACACAACCAUCUUUCUUGUCUGUCAUCGCUCUCACCUGACCCUCGUGAGCCUUUACCCCCAGGAAUAAAAGCAGAAAAAUAUGAAAAAAUAUGGAAUCUACCUUACCUUCAGUAAGCAGGUGGUGGCGUGGAGGGGUUAAAUCAACAACGGCACAAGACUUUGGCUUGGCUGGUUUAGCGUAGGCCUAACCUGAGUGGAUUUUUAUUUAUUAUUAUUAUUAUUAUUAUUAUUGUUAUUUAAUUGGCAGGUGGGGGGGGGAGUAAUGGGUGUAACAGGCAAAUAUAGAAGCAUUACACAUGCCAUUAGUGUCACUAGAUGAGCUGGAAUCAUAACUACUCCUGGCAGGUUGAGGAGAAUGACCUCCUGUGAACUUUGGGGGGGAAAGACAAGAGAUGCACUGUAUAAAACUAUCAAUAAUAAAUGCAGUGGCUGAGCUGAAAUUGUGAGCAUAUUUGAACACACACACUAGUUCAACACACUAAGGCGCUGUCACCAAGAGUGAAUAGGGAUUUGUGGACGAGGAUAUGGCAGACUGUGUGGAUGAAGAUCUUGCUCCAAACGUGUUUCCUGUCUGAUGGUAUUGAGUGAAAAGACUCUCUUGUGGGCUGCAAACUGAGUAACAAGGGAAGGAACACUCUUGCUGGGCAGACAAGCUCCUUUGUUAUUUCUUAUUUGCAAAUGCAUCAUGUGCUCAGUCUGGGUGACGAGUUUAAGCUUCUCCUCUUCCCUGCCGGAAGUCAUUUUUUACCACUGAAUGUCUCUUCAGAGGAAUCUUCUUUUUUUGGAUUCAUUUUCUUGAAAUAGCCUAUAUAGAAGUAGCAUUAGAUGUACUGUAGUAGCAUUAAGGUACAGGUUACUAUAGAGUCAACUUAACAAAUCUGCUCCUCUUUUUUUCUUUUGCCAAUGAACACACGUUCUGAUUGUACAGAACUUUUCAUGCUUCACACACACCGACUGACAAAAGCAAGAAAAAUGCCUAACUGAAGUUUAGCCUCUCAAAAUGUAUUCUAGCCUUCAAUAUAUUUCACUGGUUGGAAAAAAAAGGCAUGAGUAUUUUAGGUUCAUUAAAGUUCCAUAAUGAAGUCAAUGUCAAAAUAAUGCAUUUGAAAAGAACUUAACAGUGUUUAAGUGUCAUGGUUGAUUUAGAUUAGUCAAUGUGUAGUGCUUUGUUCACAGUAGAACUGGGCUCAACUCACCGGCUAGUCAAGCUCCUGGGGUAGUUUCAAGGAGUCAACUGCAUGUAAAAAUAGACACUUGGAGGUGAAUAAUACCAAUCAACAUUUAAGAAGUUGUAUACCAAAAUGAAUACUUUUUCAAACAUGUUUCAUAACUUCUUAAUGCAUACCACCGCUCAGUCUCUAUGUAGAAAAUGUCAACAUGUAUGGUCAAUGAUAUCUAUCAAACUUGUGCAAUUUCUUUUCUAAUCAAAGGUGCUUUUGUGUGCAUGUGUGCAAUCUGCAUUUGAAGUCAUCACACAAUGACCAUUCCUUAUAUUUAUCUAUGAAUAGAGGGUAUGCUACCAGUAUUUUGCAACUAACUGCAAAAAAAAUACACCAAUCUGUGUUUUAUACUGGAAAUAGAAAUCAUAAUCACAAUCUCUCUUUACGCUACAUAGAAUGUGGAAAUCACAGAUUUAACAGCAAUAUACCGUGUGUGUGUCGUCGUUGAGAAUCGCAUCCCCCAUGCGUCUGUCCCCCGCUGUCCUUCCUGUACGACGUGAUCCGAAACCCCACGAGAAAAAGUGAGCGACCAUUUCUCCGCAACCCCUUCCUGUUAGAGCUGGCCAGAAACUCCCGCUUUACCUCAACACAGCCUCUGUACAGCAGCUUAGUAGGAAUUAACUGUAAAAUAAUAGUAAAUAGAGUCUCUGAAUGUGUGAGGACAAAUGCAUGCGAGGAAUUUGGGCUGGUUACCCACUGACUGUACAGCUGAGCUUAGACCAACUAUAUAUGUUCACUUUUAUGCAUCCAUUCAGAAAGAAACACCAAGAACUCAUUGGUUUUACUUUGUAAAUACAGACACCUGUUUUUUGCAAGAAUCAAAUGGUUCACACAUGUAUUUUAUUCACUUUUAUUUAUUUAGUUUUUUGUAAUAGUGGAUGGACAAGGACAAUGAUGGUGGCCCUUUAGUAUCACAGUACAACACAAGAGAAUUUAUUUUUAGACUACUCUAAAAACAUCUCAUUAGCAUACAUUACACUGUAAACAUGCCUGUUCA
Messenger RNA from Siniperca chuatsi (mandarin fish), 4832 nucleotides. RefSeq names its product sodium/potassium/calcium exchanger 2-like. Gene Ontology annotation, molecular function: calcium channel activity; calcium, potassium:sodium antiporter activity. The transcript is spliced from 12 exons. The coding region runs from base 612 to 2561 and encodes 649 amino acids. The record is from RefSeq and is a predicted model, not a curated record. Lineage: Eukaryota; Metazoa; Chordata; Actinopteri; Centrarchiformes; Sinipercidae. Gene Ontology annotation, cellular component: membrane. Gene Ontology annotation, biological process: long-term synaptic potentiation; long-term synaptic depression; calcium ion transmembrane transport.